Drosophila subobscura is the source of this 1315-nucleotide messenger RNA. RefSeq names its product GDP-D-glucose phosphorylase 1. Bases 39 to 1277 code for a protein of 412 amino acids. Gene Ontology annotation, biological process: glucose metabolic process. The record is from RefSeq and is a predicted model, not a curated record. The transcript has 3 exons. NCBI's taxonomy places the organism in Eukaryota, Metazoa, Arthropoda, Insecta, Diptera, Drosophilidae. Gene Ontology annotation, cellular component: cytoplasm. Gene Ontology annotation, molecular function: GDP-D-glucose phosphorylase activity.
AAAAUGUAAAUUAAUAUUCCUCUUAAAAUUCACCCAAUAUGUACUCGCGCACUCUACGAAAAUUAACACAAUUCAAUCAAGAUGCUUGGAGACUCCUCAGCAGCUUUCGGCGGGUUGCUGCUACAGAAUUGAGUCAGAGGCGGCAUUGUUGGCGAAGCGUGGUAGCCCUGCCAGUAUUUGUUGUUGCGCGCUCCGUUGCUUGCAAGGUGGCCAUGAUGAAGGAGGAGGAAAACCCAAAAAGAAAACGCACGCAAAGCAAGGCAAAGUACGUGACGAGCAUUCAGGGGAAAGCGCCACACUACCUUAAUUCACUCAAGGUGAGGUGGGAGCAGCUGCACGAGAUUCCCGGCAUCUUUGCCUACCAACUGCAGAAGACGCGCCCAAGUCGUGUGCUGCCGGGAGAGUGCAAGUUCUACGCGGAGCUCAAUCCGGAUCGCACGGUGAAGCGCCGCAUCCCACAAACCAUUGAGAACCUCAAUCCAACGUUCAAGCCAAAGCAAUUCAACUUCAACAAAGUGGACGCCCUGGAAGUGAUGUUGACAAUCGAUGACGUUGACAAAACCGAUGUCCAGAUGAUUAUCAACAGGAGCCCCCUCACCAGGUUUCACACGGUGGUCUGUCCCGACGUGAAGAACAAUCUGGUGCAACGAAUCACUGCGCACUCGCUGAAAUUUUGCAUAAACUUCAUGCGAGGCCUAGACGACAUGGACAUUCGGAUGGGCUAUAAUAGUCCUGGUGCCCUGGCCUCGGUGAAUCACCUACACUUCCACCUGCUGCACCUGCCCCAAGACUUGUACAUUAACCAAGUGGAGCUGGAGGAGCUGGCCGGUGGCUAUGUGUAUCGCUUAAGCAAGUCAAUGCCCACCGAGGCAAUCUGUGUGAUCUUCGAGGCCAAUGACGACGAGGCAGAGGUGCAAGAGAAGGUUAACAAUCUGCAGAAGCUCGCCGAUUGGAUGUGUGGACAGAAUAUACCCCACAAUCUCUUCAUCACCCAGGACCGCCGACCUGGCAAGCGCGGCAAUGUGCAGGUUUUCGUCUUUGCGCGAUCCCACUACUGCGUGAACAAAGAUUUGGCCGAAUUUAAUGUGGGAUUCUGUGAAUUGGCUGGAUACAUUCCCGUGGGAGACUCGAACAAAUUGGAGAAUCUUACAGAGCCGAUGGUUAUAAAACGAAUUCGUGAGAUCACUGGCACAGCCCCGCAGGCGGUGUACACGCGGAUGAAGCAGAUAGUGAACGGAGAGGAUCAGUCGAUUUGGGAACAGCCUUUAACUAUAUGAAACGUUUGCAAUAGAGACCAAGAGGCUAUUUAUUUAUA